AUGUCAAAGGCCUUGCUCAAGCCCAGGUACAGAGGCGAGACUCACCAGCCUGUGGUUCCCCAGGUCCUCCUUGCUCCCUUCCUUAUAAAUGGGAGUGAUGUGACCCUUCUUUCAGUCAUCCGGGACUUCACCAGACAGCCACACCUUUUCAAAUAUGAUGGAGCACCGGCGGUCAACAUAACGCAGUGCCGGCCGCACCUUCGCACAGCCGCCGCGCGCUCGGCGACACGCAGCCACGACCAAACUCCCGCGCCAACGCCAUCUCCCGCCGCGGCGCGGCCAGCUCCUGCAGCGCCGGUACCCAGACGUGCCUCACGGCCGCAGCCCCCACCCUCCGCCACAGAGCUCCCGGCAGCGCGGCGCACGCGGGCCCCAGGCCGGCCCCGGCCCGCCCCUCCGCACCCACCUGACCGGGCUCCCGUCAGCGUCGCUCCGGCAGAAGAGGCGCUUGGGCGGGUGAGCGCUCCGUGGGGGCGAGCCCACGGCAGAAGGAGCGUUCCGGUACAACGGAGAGCGACCCCAGCAGCACGACGCCAGCUGAGCUCGACUCGCCCCACCGACGGCGGUCUCCGAAUCGUGCCGGCUCUAAGCCGAGCUGCUACCGGGAGCCAGUCGGGAGCGGCAGGAAGGCGGCAUCGCCACUUCCGCAGAGCCCGGCGGCGCGCGGCACUCACCCACCGCCUGCCAGAGCGCCCGGGAUGCUCGCGGCCGCCGUGGCUCCGCCCAGCGGAACGGACUGCCUCCAAUUCUACCUCCGGAUUUCUGAGGGUAAAAGACAGCCAGGUGCAUGCGCUGUGCGACGUCGCCUUCUGGCUCCCUGUGGCCGUCCCGUAA
This is a messenger RNA of Gallus gallus (chicken), 834 nucleotides long. Its product is annotated as translation initiation factor IF-2-like. The transcript has 3 exons. Bases 1 to 834 code for a protein of 277 amino acids. The record is from RefSeq and is a predicted model, not a curated record. NCBI's taxonomy places the organism in Eukaryota, Metazoa, Chordata, Aves, Galliformes, Phasianidae.